Messenger RNA from Coregonus sp. 'balchen', 8115 nucleotides. The record is from the annotation of a GenBank genome assembly. NCBI's taxonomy places the organism in Eukaryota, Metazoa, Chordata, Actinopteri, Salmoniformes, Salmonidae.
AUGUUGUUCUGGUACAAGCAGACUCUUGGACAGAAACCACUUCUCAUGGCAUCAUCACUUUACAGUGGCCAAAGUAGUUUUUACUUCAACAACUUUAUCAAGGAUUUCACUGAGACUAAACAUCUGAUUGUGAAGAGAGGAGUUGACAGCUUUAAACUGACCAUCUCUAACAAAGAGCCAUGGGACUCGGCUACAUACUACUGUGGUGCUAUGUUAGUGGGCAAAGUCAAAUUUGGAGAAGGACAUUUUUUGAUUGUCAAAGGUAACUUAACUUCCUUCCCUAAUUUUAGAUGUUCAUUUUGCACCAUCAAAUUAGAAAUAUACUUUAGACUUUGGCACUAAAUGAAUAUACCAGGCCAAUACAAUUUACACACUAUGAUCUUACUCCGUCUCUCUCUUCAGGUUCAGACUCUGAACUGUACAAUACACACUGAGACCUGUGCAGGAGAACACAGAGUCUAUUGGUUCAGACAUGGCUCAGGAGAAUCCCAUCCAGGAAUCAUUUACACCCUUGGAGACAGGAGUGAUCAGUGUGAGAAGAGCCCUGAGGCUGGGUCUCCUACACAGAGCUGUGUCUACAACCUCCCAGGAGGAACCUCAGCCUCUCUGAUGCUGGGACUUACUACUGUGCUGUGGCCUCAUGUGGGGAGAUACUGUUUGGGAAAGGGACCAAGCUGGACAUCGAAGGUAAGCUGUGCAUAAUCAAAAUACACCACUAAUGUUCUAUCAAAUGGUAGGAAAUAUCAAUAUGUAAAUCUACCGCUUUCAAUUCAUAGUAGAUUUCAAAUGAUAUAACUUUUAUAGCUAACUUUUAUGCCAAAAGCACUGAGGAAUAAAGAAUAAUAGAAAAUAAUCACGUUUUCUUUUCUACGUUUCAGACCUGUUGGGUGAUCAGAGAAAUCAUAUUUUCCUCAUCAUUCUAUCUUGCCUGACAACUGCUGUGAUUCUGAGUGUGGUUGUCAACGUUAUCCUCUGUGUGAGAAUGAAGAGGUCACGAUGUGAACACUGUGCAGGUACAGUAAAAGUCUUCAUGCUAAUAGUAAUAGUAGUAAUAGUUAUAGAUCAAAAAGAAGGGUGAAGGCUAGCUCUCCUUUUACCACUUCCCUCUCUGGACAUUGUUUUCAUUUCACAAGCCUAAUUCAUUUUGAAGCAGAAAAUAUGACAUACAUAGUAUGUUUCCAGUAUUUUGAAUGUUUUGUCAUUUAUCUUUUAGCGGGGACCCCUUUUCAGCAGAGCCAGUAUGGGAAGCCUCAUGCCAACACAUCUGACCAACUGGUUUGCAGAAUUGCUGUAUCAAGAGUGAGACUGGAUAAGAGUAUUAAAGCUAAAUAUUACAGCAUUAAAUUUGACCCGGAGUUUGAAUUGAGUGAGUCUGUGUUUCAUCCUCAUAGCUCCACGGUGACGAUGAUGGCCUGAACUACACUGCCCUGAAGUUCACUGACAAGAAGAGUACCAAGCCCAGGAGACAGAGGAGAGAACAGAGAAAGGAAGAAACCAUCUACUCUGGUGUGAGUCAUCAAGACAGGAUGUGACAGUCCUCCAAUCAGCAUCAUUUUAAGUUUAGCCCUAUUGACCUACACUUUGAGCUUGACUGUGUCCGUGUGACUUGGCUAUUUUGUACAUUCCUCAUUUGUUGUAAAAUGUAGUAGUCGGGCCAAGCUGAAAAGACUCACUGCAUUGGCAUACUCUCCCAAUAUCAACAUAGAAUCACUCAAUGAAAAGGUAUCAAAUGAUCACAUCUUAUUUUGUCAAAAAGGUGCCAACCUCACCAGAGUUCACUUCCUCCUGAAAGCUUGAACUGCUUCUACAGACAUGAAGAGAGAAAUACAAUGUAAACCCCCUGUGUAUGUCAAAGAGGACAUAUGUACCACUAGUCUCAGCCACCGACCCAAAUGAUGAAAAAAUACAAACCAGUAACACUGACUUUAAGUCAUUUAAAGAUUAAUAGCACACCUUUUUGAUAGCAUAAGCAUGAUUCCUCAAUGAAUACACAUCUGUAUGUAAGGUGAGACAUUUUCUCAACCUCACUUCCUCUUCAAAUAACCAAUGGAGCCAACCUAAAAGUUGUGCCUCCUGUGGAUAUCGUUCAGAUACCUUUGUUUCUCUAUAUCGUUCAGAUAACUUUGUUUUCCGAUAUUUUUCAGAUACCAAAUAUAUUUUGAUAUCGUACAGAUAUCUUUGUUUUCCUAUAUUCUUCAGAUACCGUUGUUUUUCCGAUAUCGUUCAGAUACCAUUGUUUUUCUAUCUCGUUCACAUACCUUUGUUUUUCUAUCUCGUUCACAUACCUUUGUUUUUAUAUUUCGUUCAGAUACCGUUGUUUUCGAUAUCGUUCAGAUACCGCUGUUUUUCGACAUCGUUCAGAUAUCUUUGUUUAGCUAUAUCAUUCAGAUACCUGCAGCCCUCCGCACCUCUCUGAUUCAGAGGGGUUGGGUUAAAUGCGGAAGACACAUUUCAGUUGAAUGCAUUCAGUUGUAUAACUGACUAGGUUUCCCCUUUCCCUUCCUUUUGUUUUCUAUAUCAUUCAGAUACCUUUGUUUUUCGAAAACAGUCGAAAGUAUGACUCUCAGAUAAUGCUGUGUCUUACUGGUGGCUUAUUCAUUGUCAUAUAUUUAUCCAUAAUAGUCUGUGUGUCUAUCCCUGUUUGAUCUUCCACGGGACCAAGCUUUACAUUGACCGUAAGUGAUAUUUCAACAUUCUAUGCCUGGUUGAACAAAAUGUCCUGAAUUUCCUCUAUCACUGUCUGUAUUUCUACAGAUGGUUGUAAGGAGGACCAUGUUCUCUUGGUGUACUGUCUGGGUGUAGCGUUGGCUCUUUGUGUCAUCCUCAUCAUUGUCCUUGGUUCUGUUUUGUAUAAGAUGACCAAGGAAACCUUUCUGCUGUGCCAAGGUAAGCGUUAUCAUUGUGCAUAAUAUAUGCUUUAAUUGUUGGUGUACUGCACAUGGCUUGUUUUUGGUCAUAACGGUUCUUCAAAGGUAAGCGUUAUCAUUGCGCACAAUACAGUAUAUGCUUAAACUGUUGGUGCAAUGUACAUUACAUGUUUUUGUCAUGAAACUGGGCUAAUUCACUGAAUGAUAAUGAUGAUGAUGAUUCCUUCAUGUUUUUGUCUAAAAGGAACGCACCCUCAGCCAAGUGGUCCGGGAGUCCCCAGUUCUCAUAACCAGGUAUGCAGACCAUAAAGUUAACUAUUCUGAGUAUGAUUUUGAUGAACUGUAAACAAAUAUCAAAAUAUCAGGUCAUUUCCUGAUGUCGUUGGAAUUUGUUUUGCUAUUCCACACUCACGUCGGUCCAUUACGCUGCUCUGAAUGUCAUCCAUAAGAAGCCGAAAACUCAGAGACAGAGGAGCGCCAUCGAGAAAGACACUGUGUACUCUUGGAUGAGGUGCCAAAACAUGGACUGAAACAUAGACUUUUCCUCCGUAUAGACAUACAUUGCUUUCUCUGUGUUUCAGGCUUUAUAUAUAAUUUGAAACGUUUUUAUUGUAAGUGUGUUUCAAUACAACGUAACGUUAGCUAGCGAGCAAGCCAGCUAACGUUAGCUAGCUAGCUAACAGUAGACUUUAACUUGAUAUGAAACCACUUUCUGUCAAAAUAUGAAACAUGUAAUAUCUCCCUGUCACAGAUGCCAUGCAUGGUUGCCCUUAGUUUGAAGAUGUAAUCCGGAGACAGGUGUUUUCUCCAUCUAUUUAGCUAUCAUACUCUAAUUCCACUGAUUUCAAAACACGAUCCUCCAGAAAGUGGAGAGCAACACUUAUGCAGCGCCACUACACAAUAAAAAAAUUAAAAAGCCGUGUUAGACAGGAUUACCUACACGUGCUGACCAGCCCAAAUAGACAGAAUCCUUCUAUAUGGCAGACCAAUCCAAACUCCUCUCUCGGCAUGUCCAGCCCACUCAUUAUCUCUGCCAAUCAUGGCUAGUGGGAUGGUUGCUGUCUUUUUCUGUGGCUUAACCAACUAGGCUCGUAAUUUAACAAUUCUAUUUGCAUUUAUAGAUGGCAUACAAGUUUGUUAUUAAGGCACAUGAAAGUUCACAUGUUCCAGAAGGCAUUUCUGCCAAAACAUGCAUUUUGAUAAAAACAAAAAGUUUACGUUCAAAUGGCUCUCCUGUGAAGUAAUGACCAGCGACAUAACCCUAUUUCCUGAAACGAGUCACAUAUGACGAAGACAAUGACUCGUGUUUGUGUGUAGUUUUGUAUUGAGUUCCAGGGAGUAGUUGAAUAAGUAUGGGAGACAACUUAUUUAUUCAAGUCAUCUCUCCUCUGUAAUGUGUUGUCCUCUUUUAGUUGUGUUGAUAUAAUGUCACUCACACCAACCCCCACACAACAAGUUCACAGGUACUCUGCAAUCUUCUGUAAGCCCAAGACAAGGCUGUAUCUACGCUUUGGUCAGGUGGCCUGCUGGCUUUGUGCACACAGGACCCUCCUACCUGCUCUCUGUGUCUCUGUGUCUCUAUGUGGUUUUCAGAAGGAUGUCUAUGUGGUGUCACUGUUGUUCUCACUAUCUUUACUUGUUGUUCAUGUUGCCCUGACAGAUUACAGCCACAGCAAAACAGUUAUUUAUAAAACUGACUCUAAUAUAUAUUUAGUUAUCUCAAAUCAGUUGUAAACCACAUAGAACUGCUGAUGAACCCUAUUUGAACUCUCUGAGUUAACUGUGUCAUGUGUGAUACAGCACCAUCUAUCCUAGAUCUAUGGGCUCAGGGGGAGGGGCCAGUUUAUGAUGACGUCAUGGGAGAACUUUCAGUACAUUCUCAAUCAUACAUGUCUUGUGAAGCACAAACACUACUGCAGGUUCCUCUAUCAGAAGGAGACCAAUAGAGGAUGAUCCUCCUUCUGAUAGUUUGCUUCCUAUAAGAACCACACUAACCAGAGAGUGAAACAGACUAGAUAAAGUGUGUCAUAUUGGUUAGCUGGUUGGCUGGUUGACUGGUGUCCAAUCAGACAUGCACUCUCGGGUGUUACACAUCAGUCAAUGCAUGUUUCUGUGAAUGAUAUACAGGUAAUGAGAAUGCCAUACAAUAGACUUGUUUCAUUCUGUUGGGGUUUUCCCAUAUGCACUCUGCUCCACCCCCCUUCACCCUUAUACUGUAUAUGACAAGACAUGUUCUAGACACAACAGACCUCCUAUGGGUCAUCUGGAGUAUUGUAACUGUUGAAUGACCAGCUGGACAAAAUAAUAUUUGAUUUCUUUCAAAUACUUAAGGUAAACUUCUAUCAAAGAAGAGAUGUAUUACAAAGACAAGGUAUUACAGAGACAUAAUACACUUAUAAGGGACAUGCAUAGUGCAGUGGCACUACUGAGGUUAAUUAGAGGAUAUGGGCUGACAUAAAAAAAAGGGCAAAAUUAUAGCCGUGCUAUAUUUAAAAGGGCAUUAGUAACCAACAAAUUAAUAGGCCAUUCUAUUGCCACAACUAAUAAUACUGUAACACCCUGAUCUGUUUCACCUGUCUUUGUGAUUGUCUCCACCCCCCUCCAGGUGUCGCCCAUCUUCCCCAUUAUCCCCAGUGUAUUUAUACCUGUGUUUUCUGUUUGUCUGUUGCCAGUUUGUUUUGUUUCGUCAAGCCUACCAGCAUUUUCCCCUUUGCUCCUGUCCUUUUCAAGUUCUUGGUCUCACAUAUCCCUGGACUUUGUCACGGGUCUUCCCCCGUCUGAUGGCAACACCGUCAUCCUGACAGUUGUGGACUGGUUUUCCAAAGCCGCCCACUUCAUUCCUCUCCCUAAGCAAUCCUCCGCCAAAGAGACGGCCCAGCUCAUGGUGCAGCACGUCUUCCGGAUCCAUGGACUCCCAGUGGACGUGGUCUCCGACCGGGGUACUCAGUUCUCGUCCCGGUUCUGGAAGGCGUUCUGCACACUCAUUGGGUCGUCGGCCAGCCUGUCCUCUGGUUUCCACCCUCAAUGCAACGGCCAGUCGGAUCGAGCCAACCAAUACCUGUAGACGACACAGCGCUGCCUGGUCUCCGCCAACACCACCACCUGGAGCCAGCAACUAGUGUGGGUCGAAUACGCCCGCAACACCCUUCCUUGCUCUGCCACGGGUCUUUUGUCCUUUGAGUGUUCCCUGGGUUAUCAGCCUCCGCUCUUCCCAGAGCAAGAGGAAGAGGUCGGCAUUCCCUCAGCCCAGAUGUUUGUCUGCUGCUGUCUUUGUACCUGGAGGAGAGCCCGGUCGGCUCUUCUCAAGACCACAUCCAGGUAUCGAUGACAAACGGACCACCACCGGACCCCGGCUCCCCGGUAUCGUCUCGGGCACAGGUAUGGUUGUUCACCCGAGAUCUGCCCUCCGGGUGGAGUCCCACAAACUUUCCCCCCGGUUUAUCGGUCCGUUCCCCAUCUCCAAGAUCAUUAGCCCCUCUGCUGUUCGUCUUCUGUUGCCCCGUACCCUCCGUAUACAUCCCACUUUUCAUGUGUCUAGGAUCAAACCCAUGUCUCACAGCCCUUUGUCUCCUGUUUCCAGGCCCACCCCUCUCCCCCGCCUCAUCGACGGCCAACAGGGUUACAUGGUGAGGGGUCUCCUGAAGGUUCAACCUCGGGUCAGGCGAUUCCAGUACCUGGUUGACUGGGAGGGUUAUGGCCUGGAGGAGAAGUGCUGGGUCCCCGCUAGGGACAUCCUGGACCCAGGCCUCAUCUCGCUGAGUUUCAAAGCCGGAACCCUGGUCAACUGUCACACCUUGAUCUGUUUCACCUGUCUUUGUGAUUGUCUCCACCCCCCUCCAGGUGUCGCCCAUCUUCCCCAGUGUAUUUAUACCUGUGUUCUGUUUGUCUGUUGCCAGUUCAUUUUGUUUCAUCAAGGCUACCAGCAUUUUUCCCCUUGCUCCUGUCUUUUUCAAGUUCCUGUUUUCUAGUUUUGACCAUUCUGCCUGCCCUGACCCUGAGCCUGCCUGCCGUUCUGUACCUUGUCACACCACCCUGGAUUAUUGACCUCUGCCUGCCCCGAUCCUGAGCCUGCCUGCCGUUCUGUACCUUUUGGACUCUGAUCUGGAUUACUGACCUCUGCCUGCCCUUGAUCUGUCGUUUGCCUGCCCCCUGUUUUUGUAAUAUACUUUUGUUACUUCGACACUGUCUGCAUCUGGGUCUUCUCCUGAAACGUGAUAAAUACUAUUUCAUGUUGAAAACCAAGUGCCAAAAAUGCAGGUUGUAUGCUGUGGGGGAGAAAUUUAGGCUGGAUUGGGAUGGGCUCAAUAUCAGAGGCACUAGAGAGUGGAAUAUGAUCCUUUACUGUUUGUCCAAACAUCAAAAGAGAACUGGUCUUAAUAAGUUUCAUUUCCCAAAUAAAUAAGCAGUGUAUCAAGGCACAAUUUGAUCGGCUUGAUCUAAUAACUCUGACUUGAUUGUCUUCUUUAAAAGUCUGUCUGGGCUGCUCAAACUAUGGUAAACACACUUGCUAGACUGUAGCUUUUAUUCCUGUUCAGUCAGCCAAUAGUCUCUCAGUUCAGUGUUCCCUCCUCCUGUAUGAUGGCUACAUGUAAAGUGUCAUCAUGAAAGAGGUGCCUGUUGUCAGACCCUCACACUAUACAGUGCAGAAAGGAUUGACAUUACAAUGAUGAUCAGACAUUGGACAAUGUUUUUGUUUUACGCCAACUUUGGUAAGUACGACAUUUAAAUGUGGACCCGUUUUGUCUUUUAAAUCCACUUAAAUUACAUUUAGUAUGAAUAUGAAAAGCAUAAUAAUAAUGAGUAGAAAAUAUUUGUUCUUUUACAGUUUUUGCAUUUAUGAAGGACAUUCUUCAACCAGACCCUUUGAUGGUUACUGGGAUGCGAGGUAGUGUGUCUCUCACUUGCUUUUGUCUAUCUACUUAUGUUGCUGUGUAGAUCAUGUUUCUAUCUGUGACAGUCCCAGCCAGCCCUUUGUCUAUAGUGUCAGCCAAUGUUGGAGGCACAGUAACUUUGCAUUGUGUCAACUUCAACUGCUUGUGAUGGGUAUAAAUGGUUUUUUGAUACAUUGUCUUUAUUUUAUUUUAUAGUUUGUGCAUUUACUAUGGACAUAGUCCAACCAGACCUGGUGAUAGUAACUCAUCUGGGAGGUAAUGUGACUCUCACUUGCUUUUGUCCAUCUAGUUUGAUGACCUAUGUUGCUGGCUUCAAGCAGACUGUUGGACAGAAGCCUCUUCUCAUGGCAUCAUAA